UGUGACGUCGGAGCGGCAGCAGAGAGGAAAGAUGGCGGCGGUGACCAGAGGCUCGUUCAGUGUGUUCAGACGGCUGCUGAGUCAGCAGUAUCGCCGCAGAUGUUUCCGGCUGCAGAGCUUCAGAUGUGAGCAAAGUCUCCAGCCAGUCGCCUUCAGAUUUGACAGAAACCUGCAGAUGUUCAACAGCAGAGCACUGCACACUGCUACAGUGAGUCGAGGACCCAUCGUCCAGUUCAAACUGUCCGACAUCGGAGAAGGAAUCAUGGAGGUGACAGUCAAGGAGUGGUACGUGAAGGAGGGAGAUAAAGUUUCUCAGUUCGACAGUAUCUGUGAGGUUCAGAGUGACAAGGCAUCAGUCACCAUCACCAGCCGCUACGACGGCGUCAUCCGAAGACUCUACUACGACGUGGAUGCCACAGCCUUAGUGGGCAAACCCCUGGUCGACAUUGAGACAGAGUCCAGUACAGAGGUGAUCCAGGAGGAGGAUGUGGUUGAGACCCCUGCCAUGGCUAGAGAAGAACACACCCACCAGGAGAUUAAAGGUCACAAGACCCAGGCCACCCCAGCCGUCAGACGGCUCGCCAUGGAGAACAAUAUUAAGCUCAGUGAAGUGGUAGGAACGGGUAAAGACGGACGGAUCCUGAAAGAGGACAUCCUGAACUUCCUGGCCAAACAGACGGGAGCCAUCUUACCUCCAGCCCCCUUCCAGGAGAUCCAGACUCCGCCUCCUGCCGCGCCCUCUGCUGCUGCUGCUGCCAGGCCUGUGAGCGCUCCGGCAGCCAUCAAACUUCCACCCGCCAUGCCCAAACCCGUCUUUACUGGCAAGGACGUCACCGAGCCCCUCAAAGGUUUCCAUAAAGCGAUGGUGAAGACAAUGACGGCGGCCCUGAAGAUUCCUCACUUUGGUUACUGUGACGAGGUCGACUUGACCCGCCUGGUGGCUCUGAGAGCCGAACUCAAAUCCAUCGCUGCAGGUCGAGGGGUCACACUGAGCUACAUGCCCUUCUUCAUCAAGGCUGCCUCCCUCGGCCUCCUCCACUUUCCGAUCCUCAACGCCUCAGUAGACGAAGGCUGCCAAAACAUCACCUACAAGGCAUCUCAUAACAUCGGGCUGGCGAUGGACACCGCCCAGGGUCUCCUGGUUCCCAACGUGAAGAACGUGCAGCUGCUCAGCGUGUUUGAGAUCGCUCAGGAGCUGAACCGUCUGCAGGCACUUGGAGCCGCCGGUCAGCUGGGAACCGCCGACCUGAGCGGAGGAACCUUCAGCCUGUCCAACAUCGGAUCAAUUGGAGGGACGUAUGCUAAGCCGGUCAUUCUUCCUCCUGAGGUCGCCAUCGGAGCGCUGGGAAAAAUCCAGAUUCUGCCGCGGUUCGAUGCCAAGGGUCAGGUGGUCCGAGCUCACAUCAUGAACGUCAGCUGGUCGGCGGAUCACCGCAUCAUUGACGGCGCCACCAUGUGCCGCUUCUCCAACCUGUGGAGGGAGUACCUGGAGAACCCGGCGAGCAUGGUGCUGGACCUGAAAUAAACACAGAGAGAAAUGUUUCCCAUCAGCCCCGGGGAGACGCCACACUAACAGACUGCUCCUCCUCACGCUGCCUUCGCUUCAUCUUUCUGUUGGAGGCCUUCACAUGCACUCGCCAUCGUUUCCUUGUUGCCUUUGAGCAAGGUGCCGGGAGGAGGGGUGUCUGUCAAUCAUGUUGUCUCCAUGACGACCAAUCACACACACACACACACACACACACACACACACACACACACACAGAGUGGAGGUUAGAGGUAGUUCAAUAUUUACUGGAUCACACUGACAGUUUAAUGUUUUAGCUGAUUGAUUACAGAUCAGACUGUUUAUACUUUCCAUCUUUCAGUCAUGAAGGGAAACAAACGGCUGCCUGGAAGGAAGCAGAUCAGUCUAAUCUCUGAGCUUUAAACGUGAUUCAUGACGUCUGUUGAGUAGCUGUUCUGGAGCUUUUGGAUCAUACCUCAUGAUCUUCAGCAGCAGCACUUUAAAGUUCUCCAGAACUGCUACUCAACAGACGUCGUGGUGAGAUUUAUUGUCUAAAAACUGACGGAUGAAAGCAGCAGGAAGAUAUAAUAUAAUAUAUAGAAUCUGUAAGCAAAAUGAUUUAAAAUUUGCAAACUUGAAAAGGAUUUUAACAUGUCUGAGUAUCAGGAUGUUUGACAGUUUAUUCCAAACCUUUAAAUUCCCAUUAAAGUUCAACUUAUACAGAAUUCUACUUGAAUUCAUUAUAUGUGAGAUAAAUUUAGUCUCCUGCCUCCGUCUGGAUGGUCCUAAAACUGCUGAUUACUGCUUCUUCUAUAUCAGUUUGUCUGUUUCUUGGAUUAAAUCUGCUUCUUAAUUCCAGUAAUUGCGGCCAGUGUUUGUGGUCAGCUGAUUAAAAACAGCUUCAUGAAGAAUCUGCAUUAAUUAAAAUAACAACCACUAAAACUGAAACAGAGCCACAAAAUAAGCUCCGAAUGUCCGACGCACUUUACGUCAUUUUAUCGCCACAGAUUCAUGAAUAGAUUUUCUUUUUAUCUAACCACCGGAACCAGCUGACCCGGGCCAGUUUAUAAUGCAACCAGCGUCUGAACACAACAGUCUUUUUCUGAGGAAACUAGCAGCGUCUUUCUGAACGAGCUGCAGGUGAACACAGACAGGAAAGUAGACGUCAGUUUGUCUGUAGACUGAAACAUUAAAAACACCAGUACGGUCCUUUUUAAAGUGUGUUUUCACAUCAGAAAAAAUGAAACAAUUCUCAAUAUUUAGAAUUUAGACACUAAACUCUCCACAUAUCCAUGUACUGUAUACCUGCAUGUCAUGUGACCAACAUGUAAAAUCAGAAGACUGGAACUGACUCGUAUUUAUCAAACAUCUGUCGGACAUAACGGUUAAACCAGAACUAAACUUCCUGCUGCUUUUUAUCAAACUGAAACAUGAGAUAUCAAUGAUGUCAAAACCAGUGUGACGAGCUGUCAUUAAUAUUAUAAUGUGUUUAAUUGAUUAGCUGGGGAAUGAUCCGCUGGAGCUUUGAGGUGAGAUUAUCAGUUAAUUCCUUGUUUUCAGUUGAGAAUGAAGGGAAAGAACGAGAUGUCUGUGGAGUGUUUGAUCCAACAGGAAGUUUGUAUUUGUUGGUAUCUGAUGACGUGAAGCAGCUGAAUCCUGCAGGAGAAGAUCAGACACUUAAUGAAACUCUGUUGAACAUCGGGACCAAAUAUGAUGUGAAACAGAGUUUUUCCUCUGAGAUGUUUGAUAAAUACGAGUCCUGCUGUGAUCAGCAGGGAGAGCUGUGCAGUUUGUCUCCGGACACCAGAAAUCAGCAGACAAAACGACAAAACACAGCGAAGAACCAGAUUAACUCGAUGUUAACUUCCUGUUUUGAACUCAACAGCAGUGCUUCCCAACCUGAGGAGAUGCUUUGAUCUAAUCUAAUCUCCUCAGGCUUCUAAACGUCAAAAAUAUCAAAAAUAGAUAAUCGGCCUUUUAACUGAUCACAUAGAAGCUGUGUGGAGAGAUUUGCGUGUUUAAGGGGUCACAGGAUAAAAAGUUUGUGAACUUGCUGCUGUAGCGGAUCAGUCAGAUCUAUCUCAUGUCCUUCACAACCUUCAUGAUAAACAUCAUCAAGCCAAAACUGAAACUGACAAAUCAUUUGAUGCUGUUACAACAUGGUGUUGAUGUUUAUUAAAGACUGUUACAGACACAUGA
Thunnus maccoyii (southern bluefin tuna) is the source of this 3703-nucleotide messenger RNA. RefSeq names its product dihydrolipoamide branched chain transacylase E2 (gene dbt). Lineage: Eukaryota; Metazoa; Chordata; Actinopteri; Scombriformes; Scombridae. Gene Ontology annotation, molecular function: acetyltransferase activity; lipoic acid binding. Gene Ontology annotation, cellular component: mitochondrion; cytoplasm. The coding region runs from base 32 to 1525 and encodes 497 amino acids. The record is from RefSeq and is a predicted model, not a curated record. The transcript has 11 exons.